UCCCCGACGUGUAUUAUAAAAUGAUAAUCAAAUAAAAUUCCAGUGACUUUUCGUGAAAAUAUUAUGUGAAAUUUGGUAUAAUCAUAAUUAUAAUGAAGUGUUUGUACUAUCAACAUUCGACCAUAGUGUGGUUAGGUAUACUGACCUUUAUUUCUACAUGCGAGAAUGUGAGUGAGAUGCACCACAGAACUAAAGGAGCUACAGAAAAACAACACGACCUCUGGUGUUACAGAUGCGAUACAAUGUUAGAUGGAGAAAGAUGUUUAGAUGUUGAAGGAAAUAAUAAUUCUUAUUUGCAUCAUAAAUGUACCAGAGAACAAAAAAAAUGUCAGGUCCGUAGAAUAUCGAUGUCGACAAGUACAGACGAAAUAACGGGCGAACCAAAACUUUGGUUACUACAAAGGAACUGCACCGAAAGUUGCGAACCUGGUUGUAUAAUAAUUGGUGAACGUACUAAACUUCACUCCUGUAUAACAUGUUGCGACGAGUAUAAUUACUGCAACGCCGGCGGCGGGGCUUCACCGAAUCGUCACAUAUCUUGUGCAGUUCUAGUUACAAGUUUCGCUAUUUUACGAAUCGUAUUCGGUUUAAUGAGAUGCAAUACUACUUUCUGUAGAUAACAGAAAAUUACUUUAAUUUAACGUUAAUGUUUCAAGCGAAUUGUUUACAUACCUACGGCGUGGGUAAUUUGAGUCACUACGGACAGUAUUUUUUGAGAAUUAUCGAUUUUGAAAAAAAUCGACUUUAUUUGUAACUUUCGUUUUAUCUAUGAGGACGAUAUUAUGGUUUUAAAGGAAAUCGUGUCAAAUUUCUUCAUAAAUAACCCUCAUCAUAACCACAACAUUAUAAAAAAGACAAAAUUUUAGGUUAGAAACUUAUUAAGACUCAAUCCGUUGUGCGCAAGCGUUGCGAAAGUAGUAGAAGCUUCAUCCCCCGGAAGCAGCAUUUUUCUAUCUCACUUAUUCAAACUCGAUCCGUUGUGCGCAAGCGUUGCGAAAGUAGUAGGGAAAUGUAGUGGGAUGAGCUUCAGACUCGAUCCGUUGUGCGCAAGCGUUGUGAUGGUAGUAGAAGGUUCAUUCCUCGGAAGCAGCAUUCUUCUAUCUCAUUUGUUCAGACUCGAUCCGUUGUGCGCAAACGUUGAGAAAGUAGUAGGGAAAUGUUGUGAGAGGAGCUUCAGACUCCAUUCGUUGUGCGCAAGCGUUGUGAUGGUAGUAGGCAACUGUAGGGGAAGAGGCUCCAUCCUCCGGAAGCAGCAUUCUUCUAUCUCACUUAUUCAGACUCGAUCCGUUGUGCGAAAACGUUGCGAAAGUAGUAGGAAGUGUAGUGGGAGAAGCUUCAUACCUCGGUUGUUAAUAUCCAUUAUAAUAACCAUUUUUUGGUCAAAUCACGCACGGGUAAUUUGUUUUAUUUAUUAUUAUAUAUUACUAUAUAUUAUUGUAAAUAAAAAAAAUGUAUAGAAUUGCGCUUGUGAGCAUGCUCCAUUUGAGAGCAUGCGCAUGGUCUAAAUGACGUAUGUAAAUAUGUCCGCACCGUUGGGAAGUAUUAAAUAUACGGUCGAAUGUUCCGAUAAGUUUAUUUUUGAAGUCGAAUUAAUCAAAAAUAAUUGUUUAUUUACCAAAUUUGUGCCAAGAGACUGAACUUGUUCCAGAUCAUCUAAUCUUAAUUGUAGAUAUCGUUUUCAAUAAAAUGAACUACAUAUUUUUUUUUACAUUGAUGAGUAAUAUUUAACCGAAAGUUGUUUUAAAACGAAACAUACAUAUUCAUAUAAUCUGUUACUAUUAAGUGCGGUUCGCAUUCCAUUUAAAUUGGAAAUUUACGAUCGGGUUAAGUUAUGUACAAAUACGUUUCCAUAAAUGGGAAAUGGAAGCUUAUUAUUAUUUUGUUUUAGUCCAGUCAUUUUAGGUAGAUUUAGGCAAGAAUUUCGGAAAAUCGAGAUACUCAGCUAUAAAAUCGUUCAAACUCAUUCAUUUGAUAUCCUAAAACUCCUCUUAAUACUCACAUAUAAUUCGAUGUGAGCAACUUUAAAAAUUAGAGCUCAAAAGUCGAAAAAAUCGAUUUUUUGCAAAUAAUUCGUUUCCUAUGGGUUUUGCGCUAUUUGUGUUUAUUAUCAAUAUUGUAGGUCAUUGAAUUCUCUACAACUUUUGUUAUAAAAAUUUGUUCAUACGGUGAAUCGUUUCUGAGAUAAAGGGCCGAGCGCGCGCGGCUAGAGUCCCGUUUGAAAUCUAGUAGUCCCGAUCAAAAUUAUUACUUAUAUAUACUUAUAAAUAAUACUUAUUUUUAAAUAAAUAAAAAAUAGCAGGAAAGAAAGAAAAAUGUUAAUAUUUAUUAUAAAAUGUAAUUCGAUACAUUUGUGAUUGUUAAAAUUAAAAAAAAAACAAAAAAUAAUUACAAGGACAAUGAGUUCUAAUUUCAAUUUUCUUCUUCUUCUUCAUCGUCGUCGUGAUCCCGCUGAACUGGAUAGUUUUUUUCUUCAAAUGCUACUGCAAGUUCAUGCAAAUUAUUAUUAUUUUAAUCGGGACUACUAGAUGAUUUUAAACGGGAUUCUAACCGCGCGCGCUCUGCCUUCUAUCUCAGAAACGAUUCACAGUAUGAAAAAAUUUUUGUAACUAAAGUUGUAGAGAAUUCAAUGAUCUACAAUAUUGAUAAUGAACACAAAUAGCGUAAAACCCAUAGGAAACGAGUUAUUUGCAAAAAAUAUGCAAAUCAAGUUUAAACGAAUUUAUUCCUAGGUGAAGUACCUUAAAUGACUGGACUAUUAUCGUGCCCCAAUUUUAAUAUGUGUAAAGUCUUAAAUAU
Messenger RNA from Diorhabda carinulata, 2796 nucleotides. RefSeq lists its product as uncharacterized. The transcript is spliced from 3 exons. The coding region runs from base 93 to 620 and encodes 175 amino acids. The record is from RefSeq and is a predicted model, not a curated record. NCBI's taxonomy places the organism in Eukaryota, Metazoa, Arthropoda, Insecta, Coleoptera, Chrysomelidae.